AUGUUCGGGCGUAUCUUUCAUCUCCUUGUGGACGCCAUGCUGGUGAGCGUGGCGCUGUCUGGAAUCAAGCGCAGCACCGGUCUCACACCAGCGGUAAUUCGGAUGCCAAACAAGGAUCUUCGUAACCUGAUGCGCAUCUACCUGGAAGCAGGAGAAUGGAUCAUGGACUUCUCCGUUGUCAUUCUUGGUCGAUCGAGCUGGUUUGAGCGAGUGCGCUAG
This is a messenger RNA of Ustilago hordei, 219 nucleotides long. RefSeq lists its product as uncharacterized. NCBI's taxonomy places the organism in Eukaryota, Fungi, Basidiomycota, Ustilaginomycetes, Ustilaginales, Ustilaginaceae. Gene Ontology annotation, cellular component: cytoplasm. The transcript is spliced from 2 exons. Bases 1 to 219 code for a protein of 72 amino acids. The record is from RefSeq and is a predicted model, not a curated record.